AUGAAGCGGGGACGGAGUCAACGUCAAUCACCCAAUCCACAUGUAGAAAAUGGUGGAAGUUGGCGGUCCAAACGCACCAAUGGUAAUACUAGCAAGGUUGUUGGAUCGAGACAUGAGAAGCAGCUGCGGAUGGAGAACCUUAUCGAACAGUGUGGUGCCACGGGGGUCUUCUCGUCGGAUACAAAGGAGACUAGUGAGACCAAGCAAGUGGCAGGUAGGAUGGCUGUUGCUGCUUCUCCAGCUCAGAUUCAGCGUCGUCAACUCAUCCUUGAGGAUUCAGAUGACGAGCUUGUUGCGCUAACAGCUUCGCAUAUGCAUCGUAAUGAGAAGCCAAGCCCUGUGACAAAACUCUAG
Molecule: messenger RNA, 354 nt
Organism: Linum trigynum
Lineage: Eukaryota; Viridiplantae; Streptophyta; Magnoliopsida; Malpighiales; Linaceae
Source: the annotation of a GenBank genome assembly